Poecile atricapillus (Black-capped chickadee) is the source of this 3636-nucleotide messenger RNA. It is a transcript of the gene FIG4, whose product is annotated as FIG4 phosphoinositide 5-phosphatase. Gene Ontology annotation, biological process: phosphatidylinositol dephosphorylation. NCBI's taxonomy places the organism in Eukaryota, Metazoa, Chordata, Aves, Passeriformes, Paridae. The record is from RefSeq and is a predicted model, not a curated record. The coding region runs from base 319 to 3048 and encodes 909 amino acids. The transcript has 23 exons. Gene Ontology annotation, cellular component: intracellular membrane-bounded organelle. Gene Ontology annotation, molecular function: phosphatidylinositol-3,5-bisphosphate 5-phosphatase activity.
AAGCGCUUCCCGGCGGGAGCAGCGGGUGCGGAUGCAGCAGCGCCGCUGCCUCACCCGCCUCAGUGCUCCGCUGCUGCUGCCACCGCCGCCGCGCCCGGAGCCGCCGUUACCGAGAGGCCGCGCGUGACGCGGCUCCGCGACGCAGGCGCGCUCUCGCGACUCCCACCCCGUGGGCGCGCCUGCGCGUUGGCGCGCCGGCACUUCCGGGUUCCCCCGGUGCCGGCGGUGGUGCCCCGCUCAGCCCCCGCGUGUCCCUCCCCCGGCUCCGGCUGUUCCCGGGGUGUUCCCGAGAGGGUCCCGCCGCGCCUCGGGGCUGCCAUGCCGGUGGCGGCCGCCGCCCCCCUGAUCAGCUCCGUGCAGAAGCUGGUGCUGUACGAGACCAGGGCUCGGUAUUUUCUAGUCGGAAGUAAUCCUGCAGAAACCAAAUACCGUGUUUUGAAAAUAGAUCGCACUGAACCAAAGGAUUUGGUUAUAAUUGAUGAUAAGCAUGUUUAUACACAACAAGAGGUGAGGGAACUUCUUGGUCGUUUAGACCUGGGAAACAGAACAAAGAUGGGACAGAAGGGCUCUUCUGGGUUAUCUCGAGCUGUCUCUGCUUUUGGUAUAGUAGGUUUUGUCAGGUUUUUAGAAGGCUACUACAUUGUGUUAAUAACAAAAAGAAGAAAAAUGGCAGAUAUUGGAGGUCAUGCAAUAUAUAAAAUAGAGGAUACAAAUAUGAUCUACAUUCCAAAUGACUCUGUGAGAGUUAGUCAUCCUGAUGAGGCCAGGUAUCUGAGAAUCUUUCAAAAUGUGGAUCUUUCUAGCAACUUCUAUUUUAGUUACAGCUAUGAUCUAUCUCACUCCCUUCAGUAUAAUCUUACUGUCCUGAGAAUGCCACUUGAGACAUUAAAAACUGAAACAACACAAACCCGACAAGAGAGUUUUGAUAUAUUUGAAGAUGAAGGACUUUCAACACAGGGGGGAAGUGGUGUAUUUGGGAUUUGCAGUAAGCCUUAUGAAAAGUACGUGUGGAAUGCCAAGCUUCUGGAAGCAGUAAGAACUGCUGUUCAUCGUGACUGGCUGCUAUAUAUUAUUCAUGGAUUCUGUGGACAAUCAAAACUGUUAAUAUAUGGCCGCCCUAUAUAUGUCACUCUGAUAGCCAGAAGAUCAAGCAAAUUUGCUGGAACACGUUUUCUAAAACGAGGAGCAAACUGUGAGGGAGAUGUUGCUAAUGAAGUGGAAACUGAACAAAUACUUUAUGAUGCUUCAGUUAUGUCAUUUUCUGCGGGGAGUUAUUCUUCCUAUGUUCAGGUUCGAGGGUCUGUCCCUCUGUACUGGUCUCAAGAUAUUUCAACUAUGAUGCCUAAGCCACCCAUAACACUGGACCAAGCAGAUCCUUAUGCACACGUUGCUGCUCUUCACUUUGAUCAAAUGCUUCAGAGAUUUGGCUCUCCCAUUAUUAUAUUGAAUCUUGUGAAGGAACGUGAAAAAAGAAAGCAUGAAAGGAUUCUCAGUGAAGAACUUGUUGCUGCUGUGACAUAUCUCAACCAGUUCUUACCCCCAGAGCAUGCAAUUAUAUAUAUACCCUGGGAUAUGGCCAAAUACACUAAAAGCAAACUUUGCAAUGUCCUUGACAGACUGAAUGUGAUUGCAGAAAGUGUAGUAAAGAAGACUGGAUUUUUUGUAAAUCGACCUGAUUCCUACUGCAGUAUCUUGCGUCCAGAUGAAAAGUGGAAUGAACUGGGAGGUUGUGUUGUUUCCACUGGUCGCUUGCAGACUGGAGUCCUCCGAACAAACUGUGUGGACUGUUUAGAUCGCACUAACACAGCCCAGUUUAUGGUGGGGAAAUGUGCUUUGGCCUACCAGUUGUAUUCAUUGGGAUUGAUUGAUAAACCAAACUUACAAUUUGAUACAGAUGCUGUAAGAUUAUUUGAAGAAUUAUAUGAAGAUCAUGGAGACACGCUUUCUCUGCAGUAUGGAGGCUCCCAGCUUGUCCACAGAGUAAAAACAUACAGAAAGAUUGCUCCAUGGACUCAGCAUUCUAAAGAUAUUAUGCAAACACUCUCAAGAUACUAUAGUAAUGCUUUCUCAGAUGCAGACAGGCAAGAUUCUAUCAAUCUCUUUCUGGGAGUGUUCAAGCCUGCAGAAGGAAAGCCACAUCUCUGGGAACUUCCCACUGAUUUUUAUUUGCAUCACAAGAACACCCUCAGUCUGUCACAGGCCAGGCAAAGCUAUACUUACUGGUGGACCACAGGUGUGCUAAAGCAUUUACCUCUUCCUUUUGAUGAAGUGACGUGUGCUGAAAACAGACGCAAGUUGACAGUGAAGAAGUUCCACAAAUAUGAAGAGGAAAUUGAUAUCCACAAUGAGUUUUUUAGGCCAUAUGAGUUGAGCAGUUUUGAUGAGACCUUCUGCUUGGCAAUGACCAAUUCUACACGAGAUUUUAUGCCUAAGAAUGUGGGAAUUGAUCCAAGUCCGUUUACUGUUCGUAAACCUGAUGAAACUGGAAAAUCUGUGUUGGGGAACAAAAAUAAUAGAGAAGAAACUGUGCUGCAGCGCAAAACAGCUGCUAGUGCUCCUCCACCCCCAAGUGAGGAAGCAGUGUCAAGUAGUUCUGAAGAUGAUUCUGGGACUGAUAAAGAAGAUGAGGGUGCUGUUUCUCAACGUUCAACUCCAGUAAAGGUGACUGAUACAGGAGACAAUACAAAAAUCACAGAGAAUGUAGUGCAAUCAACAAAAGAUGUGUAUGGAGUCAAUCUUUCAGAUAUCCCUUCAGAAGAUGAUCUUGCAAUAUAUGCAAGGUUUGUUCAGCUGGGACAGAGCCAGCAUAAACAAGACAAGGGCAGCCAGCAAUUUUGUUCAAAACACCUCUUGGAUAAAGUCAUAAAUUUAAUACCCAUCUCCUCCUUUUCUCAAGACAAUAUUUAUGAAGUCCAGCCUCCAAGAGCUGAUAGGAAAUCAAUAGAGAUUUUCCAUGCACACAUUCAGGCUGGAAGAGGAAACAUGCAGCUUCUGGGAAGAGAUGAUUUCCUCAUGUACAGAGAGUACAUUCGAAACAGAUACAUGUAAAUCCAAGCUGGAUUCUCCUGCCAAAUCUACUGUACUGAUAAGUCCCAAAAAUAAUUUUAGAAAGGAAAUCUAGUUUUGUUCUUUUGCAGUAAUGAAUUUAUUACUAACUUUUCUAUUUAUUAUUCUUUACUGUUAUCCAUUUAUUGUAUUGUUCUUUAGGGGAAAAGGUGGUUUAAUAUCUGAUUUAAAAAGUUAUUUAAUAUCUUUUUAGCUGAAAGUGUAUCCUAAGAGACUAAGUGAAUAAUCAGACCUGCCAGAGCUACUAGAGAGUAUGUAGCUAUUUGUGGUAAAGAAAAUAUGGCAUCUUUAGUUUUUUUAUGUUAAUUUCUUACAUUGUUAUGUUUGAUAAUAAAACUGAAGUGAUUUGUACACAAGAAUCAGAAGAGAAUAGUUUUCUUCCCCUUUCUUUCAUGAUAGAAAACAAUCUUCUUUUACAGCAGAAUAUUUUCUGAUAUUUCUUGAGGUUUUUAGAAAAGUGAGUGCUAGAAUGACUGCUUGCAAAUUUCUGCCUUUUUAAGCAAAAGUGAAAAAUAUGUGACAUGUCAAAAUCAAAAUUUGCAUCAACACUAAUAAACUUUGUAACCCUAA